Messenger RNA from Knipowitschia caucasica, 978 nucleotides. The record is from the annotation of a GenBank genome assembly. Lineage: Eukaryota; Metazoa; Chordata; Actinopteri; Gobiiformes; Gobiidae.
AUGCGGGGAGGUGAAGGUUACGAAUGCACGUCGAAGGAACAACAGGGCGGCGCAGCGCUGGAUCUCCUCGUGGGCGGCGGCGAGAAAGAUGAGUUCACAAUCAGAAUCGGCAAAGACUACGCGAAAACAGAUCAGAACACGAAAAGCAACCACUACACCCACGGAACCAAAACACAACUAGCACUGCCGGCCACUAAGGUGCACGCACACAAGUUAACCAACACUCGGAAUCCACAAUCCCCACGACACGACCUCCAGGCAACACAGAACUUACUAGACUGCGGCUCGCUGACGCACGGGACAGAGGACACCGGAGAGUACACCCAACACACGAGCACACACGAUCUAGAAGCCACGGACUGCACAGCACAACACUCACUCGAAGACAACGAACGUCGCACACAAUCAGAACCUAUGAGGAGACAGAGGGAGACGACACACAAAGACGACAACAUGGACACCUCAGAAAAGAAAACCACAAGGAGGAGGACCAAGAAGCUACGAAAGACCGAAGGAAAAAAAAAAUGCGACGGACGAUACCGAACGAACAAAGGACAUCGCAGCACAGCGCGGCGUACACUGGGCCGCACACAGAGCGGACACAACAAUCAAACCACUCUCUCGGACUCCGCAAAGGGUCUCGCAGUCAAGUGCGCCAAGGGAGAGCACGCGGACACUCUGACAACUCUCUCGUGCGGAUACGAGAAGAACCACACACGACUCUCGCUAGACGCAGGGGGACGCAGAACGGGGGGCGGAGGCAACCGACGGGACGCCCUCAAACACAAAACGGGUGGUGGGGGUGGUUGGGUUAUGGUGUGGUUUAAUUUUGGGUGUGUGAUUGGGUGGGGUGUGGUUUUGUGUGGUGUGGGGAGAGAGAGGGGAUAUAGGGGGUGGGGUGUUUGUGUGGGGGGGUUAAUGUUGGGGGGGUGGAUGAUAUGGAAGGUUGGGGGGUUUUGGGGGGGGGAGGUGGAGUAA